Messenger RNA from Sphaeramia orbicularis (orbiculate cardinalfish), 1178 nucleotides. RefSeq names its product transcription factor HES-5-like. Gene Ontology annotation, biological process: regulation of DNA-templated transcription. Gene Ontology annotation, molecular function: protein dimerization activity; DNA binding. The record is from RefSeq and is a predicted model, not a curated record. The transcript is spliced from 2 exons. Bases 16 to 552 code for a protein of 178 amino acids. NCBI's taxonomy places the organism in Eukaryota, Metazoa, Chordata, Actinopteri, Kurtiformes, Apogonidae.
CUAUAAAUAGGAGGGAUGAAGCCAGCACAGAUCAGAUUGUCUCUACACAGACCUCCACAGCACACACAUCCAACCAUGGCACCGACAAUCACUGCAGCAAUGACCAACUCUGAGGAGCAUCUGACUCUGACACACAAGCUGAGAAAGCCUCUGGUUGAGAAGCUCCGCAGAGAGCGAAUCAACAGCAGCAUCGAGCAGCUCAAGUCUCUCCUGGGUCCAGAGUUCCUCCAACAGCAGCCAGACUCCAAGAUGGAGAAAGCAGACAUCCUGGAGAUGACAGUGUGUUUUCUGAGACGACUGCAGCAGCAUCACAUUGUGGACUCAGCAGCUGUUGAUCAGGGCUACUCUAGAUGUGCCCAAAAGGUGGUGAACUUCCUGUCCAAGGAGGAGGUGCAGACCCAGUCCCAGAGAAGACUGAAGAACCACUUCAACAAGCUGCAGGUUUCAUCUGAUAUGAAAGAGGCUGACUUCUGUCUCCAGAGAUCCACAGUCCAGACCAGCAUCAUCAAACAGAAGAGUCCAGUCUGCAGCGCCCCCUGGAGGCCGUGGUAGACACCUACAGACUUUUAAACUCCAAGAGUGAAAGUUUUCAGUGUUGUACACGUACUUGUACUUACAAUUAUGUCCUUUUUUUUUUUUUUUUUUUUUUUAAAGUUUGUUCUCAGUAUUGAUCAUCUUAUUUUAAAGAUGCGUAUGAUAUUUGAAGCUGUUGUUUUAUUACCUUGAGAAAAGGUUGAAUUCUGCAAAAUUUGCAAAAGACAAAUAGGCUACUGUUUUUAAAAGUAGCAGUACAUUUGUAAUUCAAGUGUUACUCUAUGAAGUAUGUGUCAUUUUUCCAAAUUGGAAGAAAGUAAUUUUGUCAUCAACACUGACAAGGUGUUUUUUCUUUGUCUUCAUCAGGAGACACAAUUAUUCAUGUUGAACAUGUUUUAUAUGUUGAUGUUUGAUAUUUGUCAUACCUGUUGAAAGGUGUACUUGUGAUAUUUCAUACAAAUCCUGAUUAUUUGCAUUUUUAGCAAACAGCAUUUGUUUUUGAAAUCAAUGAAGACAAUGUGCUGUGAUAAAACUCUGUGAGUGAGAGCACACAUACCUUCUAUGAAGGGUCUGAUGUUUGGAAAAUGUGUCAAAAUGAAUGUAUCUCUUCAAGCCAAGUGAUGCGCAUUUAAAACAAUCAGAAA